ACCAAAAAGAAAAAAAAAAAAAAACAAGAAAAUGGACCCUUCUUAUCCCUCAACAUCCACACCACCAUCACCGCCGCCGCCGCCGCCACCACCACCACUAGACUACAACCAAUACCCACCUGAACCUCUAACCGAACGAGCCCUUCGUGCACUUGAACACCGUCUACGUCUCGUUCAUCGUUCCAAUUCCGACUUCUUCAUCUUGGGUGCUACAGGAAAUGUAUAUACCGUCAACCUCUCCCCUACUCCGUCAUGCACAUGCCCCGACCGUACCACCCCAUGCAAACAUAUUCUCUUUGUUUAUAUACGUGUUCUUUCCGUCUCAUUAGACGAUCCUUGUAUUUGGCGCCGUACUCUCCAACCGUGUCAACUUACACGUCUACUAAUGUCUCCAAUCUCACUUGAUACACUUGUUGGUGUCACGAUACGACAACGUUUUCAAGAAAUGUAUGUUCAACGUGCUACUACACACCCAGAUGGAAAGGCGCCUCCAGUACAGGCUGAAGAAGGGUCCACGUGUCCGGUUUGUUUGGAUGAGAUGGGAUCAUCAUCAGAGGCUCGGAAACUGGUGGCUUGUGCAACGUGUAAAAACCCGAUACAUGAAGAGUGUUUAUUAGCAUGGAAAAGAAGUAGUAGAAGAAGAUCGACGAGUUGUGUGAUAUGUAGAUCAAGGUGGAGAGAUCGAGCCGAAUUGGAGAGGUAUAUUAAUCUCUCGGCAUAUCUUAGCCAUGAUGAAGAAAAUAAUAAUACUGUCAAUCUUCAUGAUCAAGAUGGUGAAGAUUAUUGUGAUGAUGCUUUAGUUAACUAAUUAGUUUAAGUAGAGAUGAUUAUUAAUUUGGAUUUGUUGUUGUUCAGUUUGCUUGAUUAAUUUCAUGGGAUCAAUUUAGAUGUAAAUAUAACAUUCAUUGUUAUUUAGAGAUUCAUUAUUUA
Molecule: messenger RNA, 930 nt
Organism: Erigeron canadensis
Lineage: Eukaryota; Viridiplantae; Streptophyta; Magnoliopsida; Asterales; Asteraceae
Product: mitogen-activated protein kinase kinase kinase 1-like
Exons: 1
Coding region: 32-808 (258 amino acids)
Molecular function (GO): zinc ion binding; ubiquitin protein ligase activity
Source: RefSeq, a predicted model, not a curated record